This is a messenger RNA of Capronia epimyces CBS 606.96, 705 nucleotides long. RefSeq lists its product as uncharacterized. Bases 1 to 705 code for a protein of 234 amino acids. The transcript is spliced from 2 exons. The record is from RefSeq and is a predicted model, not a curated record. Lineage: Eukaryota; Fungi; Ascomycota; Eurotiomycetes; Chaetothyriales; Herpotrichiellaceae.
AUGGCCGCCUGCGCCUCCGCCUCGCCUCACCGUCAAGAAGGCCGGGCUGUCAGUGCACCACGCCCUUAUAGCCACGGAGCGACCUUUGCAGGCAACGGGACCGCCACAGUCAGCAGCACUGCAGCCAGCACAGGCACGGCCACCUCCUCGACUUCAAGCACCACUGGCACGUCGUCCGGAGCCAUCACGACCCCAACUACGCCUCUUACCGUCGUUGCCUCUCGGAGUGGCUCGCCCAUCCACUUCCUGCCCAUAAAUGCGGCUGGUUUGCGCCUUUAUCUGGGCGGCCAGACUCUUUCAUACUGCCCAGACAUCGUGGACGACCUCGGGGCGUGCCCACCUGGUAAUGAGACGGCGUUUUCACUCUGCAAUUUGGCUGUCAUUGUUCCUGGAGGUCAGCAAUUGUACGUCACCCCUCGAGGUGAGAUCGGCUACACCCAGGCGCACUCAAGUUUCAUGCCCAAUGGAUCGCUGCCGUGCCCGUUCACAUACUACAAAGCACCGGGCGCUCCGCUUGGGCUUCUGAGCACCCAGGCAUUUGGAGCGGAUGGGUUAAUGGCAUGCCCGACGGAUGGAGAUGCCUGGCAGGUCUUUGCAAACCUGAGGAACGCCACUGUGCCCCAGGGCAAUGUAUCGCAAUGCUUGGGCUUUGACGGCCUGGCCCUCGAUUACCCCGAGCUCUUUGCUGCAUGGCAGUACACUUGA